Nothobranchius furzeri (turquoise killifish) is the source of this 2172-nucleotide messenger RNA. It is a transcript of the gene tmx2a, whose product is annotated as thioredoxin-related transmembrane protein 2a. Gene Ontology annotation, molecular function: disulfide oxidoreductase activity. NCBI's taxonomy places the organism in Eukaryota, Metazoa, Chordata, Actinopteri, Cyprinodontiformes, Nothobranchiidae. Gene Ontology annotation, biological process: brain development. Gene Ontology annotation, cellular component: membrane-bounded organelle. The record is from RefSeq and is a predicted model, not a curated record.
UUCAUUUCUCCUCUAUGCCUCUCGCGUGGCCGUACGCUCUGGAAACAUGGGUUUGAUCACAGGAGUGUGUACGUUCUUGUACCAUUUACCUCAGAUUUACAGAUGGCUGCUGAAGCCCUACUACAUCGCCUCGUUUCUCAUGACCAUCGCCUUCCUGGUGGUCCGAAAGGCCCCCGGAUUGUGCGAGCACCUGGCUUCUGACCGGGAGGACGGAAACUCCUGCGACUUUGACUGGAGAGAGCUGGAGAUACUCAUGUUUCUCAGUGCUAUUGUAAUGAUGAAGAACAGGAGAGCCAUCACUCUGGAGCAGCACAUAGGGAACUUGUUCAUGUUCAGUAAAGUGGCCAACGUCAUCCUCUUCUUCAGGCUGGACAUCCGGCUCGGCAUCCUCUACCUCACUCUGUGUGUAGUGUUCGUCAUGACCUGUAAGCCUCCUAUUUAUAUGGGCCCAGAAUACAUCAAGUACUUCAGUGACAAGACCAUCGAUGAAGAGCUGCAGAGAGACACUCGCAUCACCUGGAUUGUGGAGUUUUACGCCAACUGGUCCUCUGACUGCCAGUCCUUUGCUCCAGUCUUCGCUGAUCUUUCUCUCAAGUACAACUGUGCAGGACUCAGGUUUGGGAAGGUGGACAUCGGCCGAUACGGAGAGGUUUCACAGAAGUACAAGGUUAGCACGUCUCCUCUGGCCAAGCAGCUGCCUUCACUGCUGCUUUUUCAAGGAGGGCGAGAGCUGAUGAGACGUCCAAUGGUGGACAAGAAAGGACGAGCAGUGUCCUGGACAUUCAAUGAGGAAAACAUUAUCAGAGAGUUUAACCUCAACGAGCUUUUCCACAAAUCUAAGAAGCUGAACAAGAGUCUUGGAUUCAAAGAGAACGAUUUUCAAGGAGUGGAGGACAACGAAGGGCUUUAUCAGACCGACGAGGCAGAUCAGCCAAAAGAGAGCAAAAAGGAUCAGUGAAGGGGACGCGCUGUACUUCUGUUAUUUAUGCUCUUUUCUUUCUAAUGCAGAUUGUUUAGAAACAAAUGAGCAGGUUUCAUCCGUAUCCCAGUCUCUGCAUGAACUAAGCCUGAUGGAAUCUGGUGGGAAUCCUGGGGGAAAGAACAGAUUUGAGAACAUUUAAACAUAAUAUUUAAGAUCAAACACAGCCUUAUCUCCGCAUGUGAACUUUUGCAACCCGUUUACGUAUGCGUUGAGUUUCCAAACCAAAGCAAGAAGCUGAAGUGAAACCAGAAAUGUCCACAGACCAGACGUGUGUCAUACCCACGUUUUCAACAGUUUGACCUUUUAUUCUGAGAAGACAUCUUAAAAAUUCUUUGUAAGGCCAUUUUGGAAAUGCAUUUGAUGUAAUUGUUACAGGUGAGAUUUGUUCCAUCCAUCCAACCACAGAUAUUUAUUCUCACAUAGGUUUCUGACUGUUCAGAGGCCGCCAUCUUUGGCCAGAGCAGGAAUAAAACAUGUUCAGAGUGUGUGACAGAUGCUUGUGUGCCUUUUUUUUUGCCACCUGCACAUGAACUGGGUGUGUACUGAUGGUGAUCACAAGCAUGCACGCCAGUGAAGCAGUCAGCAGAACAAAACAAAAACUCACAUGCACACCAAAAAACUCGCAAAACAAUUUUUUUUUAAACAAGUACAGUUUAAAGCAUCUGCCUGCCCCAAAAUAUACGCCACAUUCACACAGCUUGGAUUUUCUCCUGCAAACACGACUGUGGCCUUCUACUAAAGUAAAAUAAAUACACACCAAAUAGGUCCUUUCUCAACAUUGCAGUGGGUAAAAACAAGCUAAACAUGGGCCAAUCAGUCCUAAAGGUUUAAUCUGCUUCACUUUUAUCUUAAACAUAACAAAACUGGCUUCAGUAUGAAUGUUCUCAAGGCAAAUUCCAACCAGCACAACCAGCAAAGCUGUUUACAGUCUUAUUCAGUGGCGUCACUCUUUUAAACACUUCUUACAAAAUAUAUAUCCAGGCUUAUUUUCCUUGAUUUUCAUUUACAUCCAGAACAAUAGGAUUUGUUUAUAUAUAUAUAUAUAUUCAUUUUGUCUUGUGAAAUAAAUAAGCCCCUUCCCUCACAGCCUCCUAUUUGGCUAAACACCUGUUUAAAGUGUGUGGUUGCUAAAUUUUUACUGAUAAAUUACAGAAAAGAGUAAAAAAAAAAAAAAAAAAAAGAGAAAGAAA